AUGAAGACGUGCUCUAAGCCAAGCAGCGGCAGAGGUGCGAUCCACUUUUCCUUUGGCGACAAUCCACCCAGCAACGUUCUUCAGAAUUCUCCUAGCAGUCUGAUCCAGGCUUUUCAUGAUAUCGCUAAAAAUCCUGUUGUUACACUCCAGCCAUAUGUACCAACAGACUGCAUGAAAAAAACAAUAACAGAACCAUCCAUCUACGCAAUCAGGGACAUCCAGAGGCCACUCCUUGAUUGUGAAGGCGAGACCAUCACUAAUAGGGAGGUUGUUGAGGUUGCAGCUCCUCUUAAUCAGAUUCCACACAUGAUGUGUGAAGCUACAGCUAAUGAGAAGAUAAUGAAUCGACUCUUCGUCUUUGUAGCAAAGCGUACAUCGAUUAGCAAGACUCAAACCACGAUUUUGCAUCAUAUCCAUUGUCAAAAUCUUGCAGUGCGCCACGGUCCAGAUGAAGAAGCAAAUCUUUGCGGGUACAAUCUUUCUCCACACCGAAGUCGUCGGGAAAUUGGGAAUGCCAAGGUCUUUGAUCUCCAUUAG
Messenger RNA from Linum trigynum, 537 nucleotides. The record is from the annotation of a GenBank genome assembly. Lineage: Eukaryota; Viridiplantae; Streptophyta; Magnoliopsida; Malpighiales; Linaceae.